This is a messenger RNA of Phyllotreta striolata, 1189 nucleotides long. The record is from the annotation of a GenBank genome assembly. Lineage: Eukaryota; Metazoa; Arthropoda; Insecta; Coleoptera; Chrysomelidae.
GACGUGACAAAAUGGCCUGCGGGGAGUCGAGGAGUCUACUAGUCGCGAUUUCGGCUCAGCUUCGAAGCGGUCACGAGACUGUUCGAUUGGUCGAGGUGUCGACGCGGUCUAUCCGGAAGAGGUGACGAUUGUAAGGUGGUUCUUUCGAAAAUUUUCCGUGGCAUUUUCUCUUUUGAUUCGGUCUUUGGAAUUCGGAAUUUUCGGACGGCAAAAUUGAUCCCGCUCUUUGGGGGAAGCUGCGAUCCGGGCAGAGCCGGAGAAUGGGUACAGGUGAUCGACUAUUAGAUAUACCUUGUAAAGUUUGCGGUGACAGAAGUUCUGGAAAGCAUUAUGGAAUUUAUAGUUGCGACGGUUGUUCGGGAUUUUUCAAACGCAGCAUUCACAGGAACAGAGUAUACACAUGCAAAGCCGCUGGAGACAUGAAGGGACGCUGUCCGGUAGACAAAACUCACAGGAAUCAAUGCAGGGCCUGCAGAUUGAACAAGUGUUUUCAAGCCAGCAUGAAUAAAGAUGCCGUGCAGCAUGAAAGAGGUCCGCGCAAACCGAAGAUCCAACCGCCCAACAACCACCAGCUGCAUCAUUCUACCGCCAUGCAACACCAUCUUCAACAUCUCUCGAGCCAUUCCGAUUCGAAAAUGACCGCCACCAGUUCGGGGGGCUGCGCACCGCUAACGGGGAACGUGCACCUAACACCAGCCGGGUUUCUGUCCUCGCCUCAUCACACCAUGAAAACACUAACGCUACCGCCUCCCAUUCCUCCAGUGCCUAGUCCCACGAUCGAAUCUGGAGCGGCUUUUCAAUUACCGCCCAUGUUCCACCAUUCCACCAUACCGCCGCCUCCUGGAUUGCUGCACAUCUUGCUGUCUGCCGAGAAAUGCCAGGAGCUGGUUUGGGGCACUAAAAUCUCCCAAAUGGAAUCUCCAUCGUCGAGCGACUCUGGAAUUCUGUCCAGCCCGACGAGCAUCAGCCUGUCGACGAACUCGCCCUUCACGCCGAUUCCACUGACGCCCACGUGGUCGUUAUUGCAGGAGACAGCGGCGAGAUUGCUGUUUAUGGCGGUGAGAUGGGUGCGCUGCCUGGCGCCCUUUCAGACGCUGAGCAAGCACGACCAGCUGCUGCUGCUGCAGGAAUCGUGGAAGGAGCUGUUCCUGCUGCACCUGGCCCAGUGGUCGGUGCCUUGGGAUCUGUC